ACGUCAGCUGAUACGCGCCAGCAAGCGCUGCACAAAACUCACGUGACUCCUGUCAGCACGUGACAGUCCGGAGCAGCACGUCAAUAUGUCUGCGGCAGCAGCAGCACAACCUGUCUACUGGCUGGGUAAUGAAACCCUGAGGGUGUCGGCGGCCCUGUUUGCAGAGAACCGCCGACGACUGUGCAAAGAGCUGAAAGCCAAAGACGGAGUGGUGCCGCAGUCAGUGGUGGUGCUGCAGGGAGGAGAGCAAAAGCAGAGGUACUGCACGGACACAGACCUCCUUUUCAGGCAGGAGUCUUUCUUCCACUGGGCUUUUGGAGUAACCGAGCCUGACUGUUAUGGGGCUAUUGAUGUGAACUCUGGGAAAUCCAUCCUUUUUGUUCCCAAACUGCCUGAAAGCUAUGCCACUUGGAUGGGAGAGAUCUUUCCUAAAGAGCACUUCAAGGAGAAGUAUGCUGUUGAUGAGGUGCAAUACACAUGUGAUAUUGUUGAUGUCCUGUCCAACCUGAGACCAUCAACUCUCCUCACCCUGCGAGGACAGAAUACAGAUAGCGGGAGCAUCUGCCGUGAAGCCUCCUUUGAAGGAAUUAGUCGCUUCCAAGUGAACAACACUCUUUUACACCCAGUCAUUGUGGAAUGCCGUCUGAUUAAGACUGAUAUGGAGCUGGAGGUCCUGCGCUACACCAACAGGAUCUCCAGUGAAGCCCAUAAAAUGGUCAUGAAGCAUGUGAAGCCUGGACAGCAAGAAUAUGAAAUGGAGAGCUUGUUCCAGCACUACUGCUACAAUAAAGGAGGGAUGCGUCACACCUCGUACACCUGUAUCUGUGGAACGGGCAAUAACUCCUCUAUUCUCCACUACGGCCAUGCUGGGGCUCCAAAUGAUAAGACAAUUAUGGAUGGAGACAUGUGUCUGUUUGACAUGGGUGGAGAGUACUACUGCUACUCCUCAGACAUCACCUGCUCCUUCCCAGCCAACGGCAAGUUCACUACAGACCAGAGGGCCAUCUACGAGGCCGUCCUCAAAUCCUCCCGAGCUGUUUUGGCGGCCAUCAAACCAGGUGUGAAGUGGACUGACAUGCACCGCCUGGCUGACCGGGUUCACCUGGAGGAGCUGGUAAAGAUCGGCAUCCUGACUGGCUGCGUGGAGGACAUGUUGAAGGUCCACCUGGGCUCUGUCUUCAUGCCCCACGGCCUGGGACACCUGCUGGGCAUUGACGUGCAUGAUGUGGGAGGAUACCCUGAGGGGGUGGAGCGUAUUGAUGAGCCUGGACUGAGGAGUCUGCGGAUGGGCCGCCUGGUGCAGGAGAGGAUGGUCCUCACCGUGGAGCCUGGCAUAUAUUUCAUCAACCACCUGCUGGAUCAGGCCCUGGCCAACCCUGCCCAGAGCUGCUUCAUCAAUAACCAAGUGCUGGCUCGCUUCCGUGGCUUUGGAGGGGUUCGCAUUGAAGAUGACAUUGCAGUGACAGCUGAUGGUAUGGAGCUGCUGACCUGCGUCCCUCGCACCGUAGAGGAGAUUGAGGCUUUCAUGGCUGACGCUGCGAAACCCUUCAGCCCCAUCGUCAGCAGCAAGAAAUUCUGAAUGACGUCUCACAGUAAAGUCUGAGCUGUAAACAGCAAUGUCAUUAUUUACUGCAGAUAAACAACAAACAACGUUCUUUAGUAAAACUAAAGUUAUUACUCUGACUCUCACAUCUAACUUCAUCUCACAACAGACACACAAUCAAGACUAUUAUUGAGCUGCAUAAUCAACACAUGACUAUAAGAAACAUUUCAUACAGUAUCUUAAAAAAGGUUUCAUAAUGUUUUAAAAAAUGGUGCUAAAUGUUAGCAGUUCUUUUAAGGGACAAAUUCUAUCUUGAUCCAUUAAAGAUGUUAAUUUCUGAUCCUCCUGGAAAAAGAAAUACGUUUUUUCUAAUAAUUCUUAUUCUUAUACAGUAUAUUCCUCUUUGUAAAAAUUUAUUCAUAAAAAAAUGAUGUGAAAUUAAAUAAAUGGUUUAAUUUGCAA
Dicentrarchus labrax (European seabass) is the source of this 2005-nucleotide messenger RNA. RefSeq names its product peptidase D (gene pepd). The transcript is spliced from 15 exons. Gene Ontology annotation, molecular function: metalloaminopeptidase activity; manganese ion binding. The coding region runs from base 86 to 1579 and encodes 497 amino acids. The record is from RefSeq and is a predicted model, not a curated record. Lineage: Eukaryota; Metazoa; Chordata; Actinopteri; Moronidae.